AUGCUCAGGACGGAUUCAAUGAGUGCUGUGAAGGGUGCUGUAGCGCCCGUAGUGACGAAGCAGAGUUUCGAGUCUGGUGUCCAUUUCCAAGAAUCCGAUUCAUCUGCGGGAGGAACUGGAGACAUCACAAAGGCUAAAUUUGCGUCUCUCAAAAUAUCCAAGAGUGCUUGGAAGUGUGAUCUCAAGAUGGUGGUGGUGAGCUGCAAGGCGGAGGUCGGACCCUCUCCGUCUCCCAUUGCCGUGAAGCCUGGCUCGAACAACCCCGCCACCACGACAUCGCCAGACGAAAAAGAUGCAGGAGCCAAUGAUGCGCCGCCGAAACAGACCGAAGAGCAAAUCGCCGCUGCGCAACUCGCGCGCCUCGUAUCCGACCUCAAAGCCCUCGACCCAGCUGUGGCGUCCGAAGCCAUUCGAAAAGGUCAACGCGGCAUCCCCUUCGCCACGGGCUUCAACCUCGAGAAAGACGAAGACUUCAUGAUUGAAGAAGACGACAAGCGCAAGGUCGCGGCUGGGUUCUGGGCUGAGGGCGAGGAAAGCAUGGGCGUGGACGAGGAUUACUUCGGCGAUGAUUUGACGAGCCAUGGCCAUGGAGAAUUGGCCAAGCAUAGACAGUUGAGGCAUUACAAUCGGCUUGUUGCGUGGGAAAUGCCGUUGUUGAAUCAACUCGCCAAACCAUUCACACCCCCCACCCACACUACCCCCUUCCGCUUCCGCUACACAUCCUACCUCAACGAGCCGCACCCCGCCGCCAACAAAGUCGUCGUCGAAUUCGACCCCACCGACCUGUCCCUCCCCCCGAAAUCCGUCUCCAAGCUGAUCAAACUCGCGGGCCCCCGCUACAACCCAGGCACGUCAGUCGUCAAGCUGUCGUGCGAGAAAUUCGACACGCAGGCGCAGAACAAGCGCUUUCUAGGCGAAAGCAUUGAGGCGCUGCUCAAAGAGGCCAAAGACAUGACUGACGAUUUCGAAGACGUGCCGUUUGACUUUAGACACCAUCGGCCGAAGAAGAGGACCGAGUUCCCCAAGGAGUGGGUGUUGACGGCGGCGAGGAAGCAGUUUCUGGAGAACAAGCGCGUAGAGCAGGCGAGGAUGGAUGAUCAGCGGUUGAAUAAUGGGCAGAUGAUUGAUGGGAAACUGGUGAUUGAGACGAGUUUGCCGUUUAUUAGUGAGCAGGCGGAGGCGCCGGAGACGGUUAUGGUGGGUGGGGCGAGGGGGAAGGAAUUGAGGUAG
This is a messenger RNA of Parastagonospora nodorum SN15, 1230 nucleotides long. RefSeq lists its product as hypothetical. NCBI's taxonomy places the organism in Eukaryota, Fungi, Ascomycota, Dothideomycetes, Pleosporales, Phaeosphaeriaceae. Bases 1 to 1230 code for a protein of 409 amino acids. Gene Ontology annotation, molecular function: structural constituent of ribosome. Gene Ontology annotation, cellular component: mitochondrial small ribosomal subunit. The record is from RefSeq and is a predicted model, not a curated record. The transcript is spliced from 3 exons. Gene Ontology annotation, biological process: mitochondrial translation.